Molecule: messenger RNA, 529 nt
Organism: Colletotrichum navitas
Lineage: Eukaryota; Fungi; Ascomycota; Sordariomycetes; Glomerellales; Glomerellaceae
Exons: 1
Coding region: 38-424 (128 amino acids)
Source: RefSeq, a predicted model, not a curated record
GAACUGACCGUUGCCCUUCCCAAGACCCGUCCUGUCCAUGACGGGACGAUGGGACGUGAGACUGGCCUUCUUCGCCUGCUUUCCCACACGCGGCGCCGGCACACCGUUAAGCGCCGAACCGACCAUUUCCCUUCCCAAGACCCGUCCUGUCCGUGAUGGGACGAUGGGACGAUGGGACGAUGGGACGAUGGGACGUGAAACAGGCCUUCGCCUGCUUUCCCACGCGCGGCACCGGCACACCGUUCAGCGCCGACCGGCCGAUGGUGGGUCAUUUUCUGUUGCAGCACGGUGGGACGCGGGCCAUGUGGGCAUGACGUCGCCGUCCCAACUAUCCCCGAGCUACAUCCUGGCCGAGGGACGGACUUGGGCAUCGUGGCCAAAUGCCGUCGCCGGUGCUAGGGCCAGAAACUGCACUUGGUGGUGAGGACUGGCGAGGGGAGAGCUUCUCUCUGAUUAUAAUAUAAACACUCUGGAUCACCUUCAUCCGCUUGAUACGAAAAGAGAAGGGGGAAAAAAAAGGCACUCACUU